AUGGCAUCUGCACCGACAACUCCAGGCGGCGGCCUCGACCGCUACGUGGUCAUCCACGUAGCUACCACAUGUGACGAGCACGGUGUCUAUGUGACAAAGGAUUCGGCAGAAGUGAUUGAGCUGGGCUGGAUUCUGCUCGACUCCAAGAACUGCGACGAGCUCCACCGCGAGAGUGUUCUCGUCAAGCCCGUCAACACGCCCAUCACCCCACUCUGCACCAGCCUUACAACGCUUACCUGGGAGCACGUCCGCAACGCAGGCUCUUUCCGCGAUGCCAUCAACCGCUUCGACCAGUUCGCCCAGGAACACCUCGUCAAGAACAACCACGAGUUCGCCUUUGUCACCCUCGACUCGUGGGACCUCCGCGUUCAGCUGCCCCGCGAGGCCCGCGACAAGGCUGUCGUCCUCCCUCCGUACCUGCAGCACUCGCGCACCUUCGACCUGCGCACCGAGUACCAGAGAUGGCAGGCCCACCACCCCGAGUCGCUGCCCUUCGGCUCCAGCGCCCUGACCAACAUCUGUGCCGCCCUCGAGGUUGAGCCCGUCCAGUCGUCGGCCCCCAUCAAGCACAACCUGCCCUUCCACCUGCAGGCUCUCGCCCCCGCCUCGCCUCGCCGUGCCAUGGAGGAGGCCGUCACUCUUGCCAGAGUCCUCCGUGGUCUGAUCCGCAAGUCUCAGCCUCCCCACGAGCACCCCGAUGUGCUCACUCGCCCCAUGGACGCCCGCGCAGAUGUACGUGCCUUCCUGUCUGAGCGCAGCAAGGUCCUCCACAUGAGCGGUCUCCCCCACGACACCACUCAAUCCGAGCUGGAGAGCUGGUUUACGCAGUUUGGUGGUAGACCCAUCGCUUUCUGGACCCUUCGCACCCCCGACCAGCACAAGCCUACUGGCACUGGUUUCGCCAUCUUCUCCUCCCACGAAGAGGCCGCCGAGUCUCUCUGCAUGAACGGCCGCGCACUUAACGAGAAGGCCAUCGAGGUCUCGCCCUCUUCUUCCCGCGUCCUCGACCGUGCCGCAGACAUCCUGACUGCCUUCCCUCCCAGCAAGAACCGCCCUCGCCCUGGUGACUGGACAUGCCCCUCAUGUGGCUUCUCCAACUUCCAGCGCCGUACUGCUUGCUUCCGCUGCUCCUUCCCCGCCAUGGCUGCAGCCCCUGACCCAAUGUACGGCUACGGCUACGGCCACCCUGGCAUGAUGGGUCCUCCUGGACACCACAUGGGCCACCACCACAUGGGUGGCGGCGGUAUGCGUGGUGGCGGUUCCACUCACGUUCCUUUCCGUGCUGGUGACUGGAGAUGCGGUGCUGAAGGCUGCAACUACCACAACUUUGCCAAGAACGUCAGCUGUCUUCGCUGUGGUGCCUCUCGUGCAAGCGCUGCCUUGGUCGCCGACUCCAACUUCCAGCAGGAUGGUUCCCAAGGCUUUGGAAUGGCUCCUCCCUCCAUGGCUGGCACUCCUGGACCUGCCCCCUAUGCUCCUCAGCAAGGAAACUUCAACUCUGCCGGCAACUUCCCUGGCCAGAGCUACGGUGGUCCCCAGUCGACCUACGCUCUUCCUUCUGGCCUUGGUGCCGGAACCUCUCCCUACCCUGCCAUGAGCUCCGCCUACAGCCACAACGCUGGCAUGCACUCUGGCGGUUUCGACAGCCGUGCCGAGGCCGCUUUCUCCGGAGGUCAGAACAACUCCUCUUUCUCCAACGGCGGCGGCAUGUACCCCGGUGAGCAGGCCACUCCCGACCCAUUCACCUUCCUGAGCAGCGGUCUUAGCGGUCUCAGCGUUUCGGAUGACGCUCGCCGCAACGGUGCCAACCCCUCCAAGUCUCCUGCAUAG
Messenger RNA from Aureobasidium subglaciale EXF-2481, 1830 nucleotides. RefSeq lists its product as uncharacterized. The coding region runs from base 1 to 1830 and encodes 609 amino acids. The record is from RefSeq and is a predicted model, not a curated record. Lineage: Eukaryota; Fungi; Ascomycota; Dothideomycetes; Dothideales; Saccotheciaceae. The transcript has 4 exons. Gene Ontology annotation, molecular function: RNA binding; 3'-5'-RNA exonuclease activity.